Messenger RNA from Filobasidium floriforme, 3052 nucleotides. RefSeq lists its product as uncharacterized. The coding region runs from base 389 to 2785 and encodes 798 amino acids. NCBI's taxonomy places the organism in Eukaryota, Fungi, Basidiomycota, Tremellomycetes, Filobasidiales, Filobasidiaceae. Gene Ontology annotation, biological process: small GTPase-mediated signal transduction. The record is from RefSeq and is a predicted model, not a curated record. Gene Ontology annotation, molecular function: small GTPase binding; GTPase activator activity. The transcript is spliced from 7 exons.
ACGGGGCGUCUCAAAGAUUCAUGUGAAGUACUGACGCCUGUUCGUGUGCGAUCGCUGUUUGACCUGGACCUAUGGUCUUCGGACAUCUAUCGAGCUAUUCCAAGCCAACCGGUCGCGGAUUAACCGCUAGCCUCGCGAGACCCUUAAACAUCAGUUCGAGGAAGAUCUCGAUCUCAUCAUAGCAUCGCAUCGGCAAGGCAGGAUUGAGCGUGCUAGACCAGCUAUACCAGUACCGAGCAAUAUCGUCUAUACGGGACUCAAGUGACUUACGUUUCGGCCGCCGACCCGUCUGCACCCCCUGAUGCGGUGCUAUUGUUCUUGAACGGGGGAGAUUCCAACAAAUCCCCUGUUGCUUCCCGGCUCAUAAUACUUGAUCGAUCCAUCCGCCAUGGCUCUAAACGCAAGACGGUCGCCAAAACCGGUCGAGACCGUACCCAUCUCGAUAAAUGUACAAGAUCAACAACAAGAGGUCCGGGUUGGCAUCACCGAGAGCGAGAGCAAGAGGUCCGAAUCAGGAGAAGGAUUUGAGAUCCUAGACGAUACGGAGAUAGCAGAAGUAAAAGGCCUCGGAUUCGAGGACGAGAGCGGUGGCUCGAUGGCCCGCAGAAACUCGCCUUCACUACAUCCGUCACGCAAUUCGUCGUACGGAUCGCUUGGUCUGAGACCGGGAUCAGGAAGAGCUUCCCCUAGCGGUCUGCAUUCCCGCUCUCCAUCGUCAUCACCUCGACCGGAACAUCGACGCAAAUCGUCGAUUAGUAGCUUGAUUGCAGGAGCUCUCAUUCCGAGAGAAAAGAGUCCAGCUCCGAAAGAGGAGGUUACAGAACCCGAGGCGAAGGGCACGGGCACAUCGCGGAAGAAGGAAAAGACCAUACCUCCGCCUGUAGCAUCCAAACCGGGUUGGCUGAAGAGGACAGCCUCAGCGGGAAAGAUCAUGAUAACUGGAGGAAGCCCGAAAGAGAGCUCUCCUGCAGGAUCGCCCUUGGCAACACAAGCACCUUCGCUUCCUCCGCGAAAAGCUGCCAAUUCUCUCUUAAAUACCAACAAAAAAACCGAUCGGGAACAGGUCACGACUACAGGUGCUCCGGUCUUGCCUAAACGCCACUCUCCCUCAGCAUCCAUAUCAAUACCAUCAGGCAAACCCUCUAACAAUCUGGACCAUCGCGCCUCCCUCGCUGUUGAUUUAGGGGGCGCUCAUUCGCAAGCUGGUGGGAGGGUCAACCUUAAGACCGCGACGAGUUUCGAAGACAGUCUAUUGCCUCCCCCGAGUCGCUCUUCCGUCCACCUUCCUACACCAAGCGAUCCUCUCCGCGGCCAUCAUUCGCUCGAUGCUCCUCGGACACUCUCGCAAAUCGGCGCCAAUGGACUGACGACCGUAAAUCCUACCGGGCUGGCAUCAGGGCUUCGAACGGGUUUCGGUGCUGUAAAUCGCAGGAUCGGAGCCUGGUCACAAGAGACCGGCGCAGCCAGCAACACUAAAGGGUACUUGCAAGCUGGGGGUGGGGUUAUAGGAUCUGCGGUAUCGUCUGGUUGGUCCGCCUUCCGUAAUUCGAAAUCGAGCGCCCCACCAUCAAGCAUGUCCUCGGGUAUUGGUUCUUCGACCGGUCGAAGCGGGUCCAGUAUGUCCCUCGCGACCAACGGCGGUAAAGGAGCGCUAAACCUGAAUGGGAUGGACGGCCCAACAAUCGAAGCUUCGUUGUUCAAGAGGCAAGCACCUGUCCCAGGGGUCAAGGGGGAGGUCUUUGGGCGAGAUCUUCGGGAGGCUGCGCUCAAAUGGCCGAUAAUGGACUCGAGUCUGCAAGCAGAAUCUUCGACAACAGGGAGGAAACGACGGAUAGCAAGUCUUCCUGCUGUUGCGCUCCGUUGUGUUGAUCAUCUAUGCAUAUGGGCACCACAGGAAGAGGGUAUAUUCCGUAUAUCCGGGAGAAGCAGUCACAUUGCCCUGAUACGAAAACAUUUCGAUGCUGGCGCGGACGUGGAUCUCGUUCCGUGUGAUCCCGGUGACAUCGACCCGCACGCAGUAGCCAGUCUCUAUAAAUCCUAUCUUCGAGAGCUACCGACCCCUAUCUUGACGAGCCUCUUCAACGAGUUUGACGAGAUCAUGACCACGUUCAACGGUUGUUCCGCACAGGACCAAGGUUACAUGAAUGCCAUUGGGGAUGCCAUGGCUGGACAGGCCAAUCUACUCAGUCUCGGCAAACGGGAUCGGGAGCUUGCUGCUACACAGGCUGAAAGAAGGCAAUCGCUGUUGAACGAGAUGCGUACUCAAAUGGGGCGGUCCUUGGCAAAGCUUCCCGAUGAAAAUUGGUGGCUUCUCGCUGAUUUGGCGCGACUUUUGGCGCUUACAGAUCAACACCGCUCGACAAACAAGAUGACCAUGCAAAACCUGCUCAUGGUGUUUUGCCCUUCACUGAAUCUCUCGCCGCCUUUCCUCCGCUACCUCGCUGAGAACCACGCCAUGCUCUUUCGCGACCCGGACGAAGCCCAACAUAACAUCAAUACUAUAAUCGUCACCUCCCCCUCAAUCGCGUCCAUGACGUCGCCUAAAUCUUCUUCGAACGACCACAACGAUACCGACAAUGACGGCCGAGCGAAGCAACCGGCACCGACUUCACCUAUAUCCAUCAAUGAGAGAGCCAAGAUUAGUAUACCCGACGCCUUUCUGAAUGAACAAGAGUCUUCGGCUGGUUCGCAGGCUACACGAUUCUCGACUCCGAUAGCAGAUAGAUUCGCUCGAGACGGCCCGGUCACGAUCCAGCUGAGAGAAAAACCUGGAGAUUCUCGUUGAGACCGGUUCUCAUGAUCGCCCGGUGAUGCCAUUCCGUCUGUAUACUAUAUCCGCAUUACUACUGCAUGGUUCGUUUACAUGCCGUAGGGUCGGGAGAGUGGGUAUAAUCACAUCUCAGAUCGAAUGCCUGCCUGCAGAACCGUACUUGCUGGCUAGAAGCGCGUAUCGUGGCAGUCUGGUCAAGCGCGCAUCCCGCGUCAUCCCGGGCAAGGACCAGCGUUUGAGUGAUGAUGAUGAUGAGUAGCUGAGUAGCGAAGCCGAGAAUGG